Lampris incognitus (smalleye Pacific opah) is the source of this 2391-nucleotide messenger RNA. It is a transcript of the gene nsfl1c, whose product is annotated as NSFL1 (p97) cofactor (p47). Lineage: Eukaryota; Metazoa; Chordata; Actinopteri; Lampriformes; Lampridae. Gene Ontology annotation, biological process: nuclear membrane reassembly; membrane fusion; autophagosome assembly. The record is from RefSeq and is a predicted model, not a curated record. The transcript is spliced from 9 exons. Gene Ontology annotation, cellular component: nucleus; cytosol. Bases 91 to 1287 code for a protein of 398 amino acids. Gene Ontology annotation, molecular function: ubiquitin binding.
ACAAAUGAGCCCGGGGGCUUAGCUAGGAACCAAGAAUCCGUCGCUCGCGUUCCCUGGGUCGAGUCGGAAGUGUUGACAGAGCAUAUCAAAAUGGCGGACCAAGAGGAGUCUGUGAGGGAGUUUGUCGCUGUGACUGAUGUUGACGAGGAGAGGGCUCGGUUUUUCUUGGAGUCUGCGGGCUGGAAUUUACAGCUUGCACUGGCCAGUUUCUUUGAGGAUGGAGCUGAAGAUGACAUCGUGACGCUUCCUCAGCCCGAGGGUGGAUCCUCUUUGUCGCGAUCUGCGGGACCAAGUGCACAGCCCAGAGUGACCUCAUUCAGAGAUCUGAUGCAUGAGGCAGAAGAUGAGAGUGAUGAGGAAGAGGGCCAAAGGUUUUUUGCCGGAGGCUCAGAGCGCAGUGGGCAGCAGAUUGUUGGGCCUCCCAAGAAGAAGAGCUCAAAUGAAGUGGUUGAGGAUCUCUUCAAGGGGGCCAAGGAACAUGGCGCAGUGCCUCUGGACCGUGGCGGGAGGGGACUGGGGGAGCCCAGCAAGGCCAGGCCUUUUGUUGGUGGAGGCUACAGGCUAGGAGCUGCCCCUGAAGAGGAGUCAGCCUAUGUGGCUGGAGAGAGGAGAGCCUCCAGCAGCCAACAGGAUGUACAUGUGGUGCUAAAGCUUUGGAAAACAGGGUUCAGCCUGGAUGAUGGUGAGCUCAGAAACUACAAUGAUCCUGGCAACGCCAUCUUCCUGGAGUCCAUCCGCAGGGGAGAGAUUCCCAUGGAGCUGAGGCAGCGCUCCCGGGGGGGGCAGGUCAACCUGGACAUGGAGGACCACCGAGAUGAGGAGUUCUCCAAGCCCAAGCUGGCCUUCAGAGCCUUCGGAGGUGAAGGACAGAAACUGGGAAGAUCAGUGUGUAAGUCAAGGAAAAUGCCCAGCACCCAGGUGUGUUGCCAUCCCUUCUUUUUCUUCCCCUCCAGUGCCACCCCAGAGCUUAUUUCCAUUCCGGGGGGCUCCCAGCAAGAUCAGGCUCUGACAGAGGCCCAAGCCAGCGCCUCUGUGACCCUGAACCCCUCCCAGCCCAUCACGAACAUUCAGAUCCGAUUGGCUGAUGGUGGCAGGCUGGUGCAGAAGUUCAACCACAGCCACAGGGUGUCAGAUGUACGGCAGUUUGUGGUUGGAGCCCGGCCCGCUAUGGCUGGCAGAGAAUUUGUUCUUAUGACAACCUUCCCCAAUAAAGAGUUGUCGGAUGAGAGCCAGACACUGCAAGAUGCCAACCUCCUCAAUGCUGUCAUUGUCCAGCGGCUAAAGUGAGGGAGGGAGACAGAGAGAGAGAGAGCGAGAGAGACCCACUCCCACCCUUGGUGGCGUGGCUGAGUAACUGCGGCCCUUUGAGACCCACCGCCCCUCCUGAAGGAGGAGAAACCAUGGACUUGUGUAUGGACUUCUAAUAUUUGAUUUUGUUUUUUCUAUAGGGAUACAUUACAGCCUGCUCUUUCCGUCUGCCCCCCUGCAGUUUGUGGCGGGUAAUUAACACAGUAAAAAUAUCGGUAAAGAACAGGAGUUUAUGAAAUGUGUUAGAAAGGCUGAAGAUGCAUUUAAGAGUUGGAUUUGAUGAAGAUGUGAGAACCUUUCAUGGUAGGUGGGGAACACCCAAACACAACAGUCCACUUUUCUGAUGAGGAAUCAGGCUGCUAUACCUUUUCUAAAGAUGCUCACCAAACCUGUUGUUUUUGUUUGCUUGCCACCAGCCGCCCUCUUCCCUGUUCCCUAUUUGCUGUGAUUGACCCGUCAGCCAUUUUUUUUUUUACUUUGCACUGGCCGGAGUCCCAGCAGACCAGCACGGCGGCAGCAGCCAGCCAUCUCAGCAGCACAACCAACCACCAAAAUGUACAAAAGAAAACGGUGUUGUCAUUUAAUGGGUGCAAUUAUGUGACGGUGCCCUGGUUUCAAACUGUUUUUUUAUUUCCCUUCGACUCGUCUUCCUGGGGAGGGGAGUGUCCUGAAGUAACGAAACUGAAAUCAAACUGCUGCUACCAUCCCCUGUACAAACCAGUAGCCUUAUGCUCAUUGUUUCCACCUCUAAAAAUCAGUUACUUUGUCCAAAUGAUUGAAAUAUUUUUUUAAACACUUUUCCCUUAAUUUUUCUUUCACAGAUGGUAGAAUUGUGUCCCAUAAAACACGGGGAUAUUGAGUUUGUGUAACAUUCAAAGUAGAAAGUUAAAAUGGCUUUAUUGUCGAACCAACGGCUGAUCAAGAGAACACUUGGAUUGUAAAACACUGGGUCGUUACUAUGGCAGUUAAAUUCCUAUGACACACUGACCUCUUCUAUGCAUCCUAGGGCAAGAGGGGAAUAUUUGUUUGGACCUCUGGAAAAAAAAAAUAAACACUUAUAUGUUUGGUGUAUAAACAAACUGG